AUGGGGGACAACGGUUAUGACACUGGAAUUCAGAAAUACCCUGGACAGAGAUCGUACAUCAUGUAUCAUGGCACUACAAUGGCAAAGGCACUACAGAUCCAACGUCAAGGAUUCAUGCGCUCUGCAGAUGGCAUGCUGGGUCCAGGAGUCUACGUGAGUAGGAGUAAAGAGAAAGCUUCCCGAUACCCUUUAAAUGAAACCACCAAAAGGCUGCUCACUGGAGAACACUGCCCUUUGGCCAUUCUUAAACUCAGUGUUCGAGUGGGAAAAGUGAAGAGGAUUGAUUGUCAGGGUCAUCCCUUACAGAAAACUUGGCAUCAGCACGGUUAUGACACUGCUUGGGUCCCUGCAAACUGUGGAAUGGUGGACAGUGGAUUAGAGGAAGACUGUGUUUAUGAUCCGAGUCGAAUCAAGGUUUUGGAGAUUAUACCAAA
This is a messenger RNA of Danio rerio (zebrafish), 434 nucleotides long. It is a transcript of the gene gig2q, whose product is annotated as grass carp reovirus (GCRV)-induced gene 2q. The record is from RefSeq and is marked provisional. Lineage: Eukaryota; Metazoa; Chordata; Actinopteri; Cypriniformes; Danionidae.